AUGGUUCUAAGCACUCUCAGAGAAAAUCAGCUAUAUGCUAAGCUGUCCAAGGGUGAGUUUUGGGAAGAAGAAGUAAAGUUCUUAGGACACGUGGUUAAGGCUUACGGGAUAGCAGUCGAUCUAGCAAAAGUGGAAGCAAUAUUUAAGUGGGAGCAGCCCACUACAGUUACCGAGGUUCGAAGUUUCCUCGGCAUGGCAAGAUACUACAGGCGCUUCAUCAAGGAGUUCUCCCGGAUCGUGCGGCCACUCACCCAACUGAUGAAGAAAAACAACCAAUUUAAAUGGGAUGAGAACAUAGAAACGGCUUUCCAGGAGCUAAAAAUGAGACUGACUUCUGCACCAGUACUCACUCUUCUGCAAGAAGGAGAAACGUUCGUAGUAUACAACGACACUUCGAAGAUGGGUCUGGGCUGUGUUCUGAUGCAGAACAAUAGGGUGAUCGCUUACGCUUCUCACCAGUUGAAAAAGCACGAGGAGAAUUACUCGACGCAUGACCUAGAGUUGACUGUUGUAGUCUUCGCUCUAAAAAUAUGUAGGCACAAUCUCUAUGAGGAGGACUUCCAGUUAUUCUACGACCACAAGAUUCUAAAAUACAUAUUCACUUAG
Molecule: messenger RNA, 606 nt
Organism: Magnolia sinica
Lineage: Eukaryota; Viridiplantae; Streptophyta; Magnoliopsida; Magnoliales; Magnoliaceae
Exons: 1
Coding region: 1-606 (201 amino acids)
Source: RefSeq, a predicted model, not a curated record